Messenger RNA from Rhipicephalus microplus (southern cattle tick), 1091 nucleotides. RefSeq names its product MKI67 FHA domain-interacting nucleolar phosphoprotein-like. The record is from RefSeq and is a predicted model, not a curated record. Lineage: Eukaryota; Metazoa; Arthropoda; Arachnida; Ixodida; Ixodidae. Gene Ontology annotation, molecular function: RNA binding.
CAACCAUAUCUACCUUUUUCUUUUUGGUGGUGUUUGGCAGCGUGGUGAGCGCGUUUCGUGCAAGAGAUGGCUAAGAAAAUAGUGAUUUCGAAGAAAAAGGAGCAUGGACAGACCCGACAGGCGCCGCAGAAGGAGCAGAGACGUGGCGUUGUCUAUGUCAGUCACAUUCCGCAUGGGUUCUACGAAGAAGAAAUGAAAAAGUAUUUCUCCCAGUUCGGCACUGUGACAAAGCUCAGGCUCUCACGAAGUGGAAAGACUGGCGGCAGCCGUGGCUAUGCAUUCAUUGAGUUCCUGUCUGAAGAUGUUGCCAAGAUUGUGGCUGACACCAUGGAUGGGUAUCUCUUCUUCAACAAAAUAAUGAAAUGCAGGGUGAUACCGAGGGAGCACGUGCACGAGGGUCUGUUCCGGCACUUCCGCUACCCGUUCCCUUUGCGCAAGGAAGUGGUGCGCACCGUCCACAACCGCCGCCGCACAGCCGAGUCGGAGAAGCGCAGUGCCCGUCGCCGCUUGGCCACUCUGGAGCGAACAAAGGCCCAGCUGCGCAAGAUGGGUGUAAACUGUGACUUCGUUCCUGAGGUUCCCGCAGAGCUCUUAGAGCCACUGGAUUCCAAGGACACGAGCAGAGCUAGCGCAGCCGAUGACUCUGGUUUGCCUUCCUUUGUGCUCGACUCGAGUGAUGACAGCAUAGAUUUCAAGACACCACCUGGCACAAAGAAGAGACGCAAGGUAAAACCUGUAGAGCCGGCCGCAGCCCUUGUGGAUGUGACGCCUGGCCGGCGUACUACGUCACCGUCGCCGAAGAAGUCUGUCAAGCUGCUCGCCUCGCCAACCCCAAAGACACGCCGUCGGGGUCCAGUUGUGUCCACACCUCGUAAUGCCACACCCAAAACUGGAUCAAAGAAGGCUCCCACAUCGAAGGCCACGCCACUCUCAAAAGGUCUCGAAAAGAAGACGCCAGUCUCAAAAAGAAAACACAAAGCCACGCCAACCAAGACGUGAACACUUUUUUUUUCUAGGAAAUGUGUGUAAAAUUAAGACAGCAAGUAAAUGAAUUGAAAAAAAAAAGUGUGAUGCAACACCUUUUAACCCUG